AUUAAUCGAGGUGGUAAAUUACCAAAAGAAUCCUGCAUUCCAGAUUCUUGCUUCCAGAUUAUCUCAACGAAAUGCUGCGAAGAAGAAUAUUCGGACAGGCUUACGUUUGCAGAGCUAGAAUGUUUGCUCUUGAAAGAAAAAGGUAAGCUGGAACAUAUUAUUUCUUUAGCGCCGUAUUUUACAAGUUGUUUAUCUUGAGUUUGAAGCAGUGAACUAAGAAUACAAUAAUAGGACUCUUAUACCCAAUUCCAGCCUGAGCUUUUCCUGAAAAAUUGACUUACAGAUGUUACUAUUACCACUGAUACUUUUAUACGAUGAUUUAUAUUAUGCAUUCAAAUAAAUGCCAUUGACUUGCAAUCAUGAGUUUUCAACAGGGUCAAUUGUAUGCCUGAUAUUUUACAGUGUAGAACAGGAAUAUAUUGGACAGCAGUUCUCUUGCUUUUUUUCGUGGCUUACUAAACCUUUCCUGAUGUUUUGGAAAUUUCAACCGCACGUACAACAAACGAUUUGGCAAAAUAAUGAAAAGAAUUUGGAUUUUGGAUUGUUUUCUACCAGUUUUGCUUUCUUAAAAUUAUGAAAGCGUGGGAAAACUUGCCUUUUAUUUUAAGAUGGUUAGCAAAAUUUUGACACCAUCUGAAACAAAAAUGCAGUGAAUUGAAGCAGCUAACAUUUAUAUACAGGGUGUAUCAGAAAAGGUAAUCCAGCUGAAGAGUACUCUUGUGCGCUCACUAUUGAGUGCACGGAUUUAGUUUUUUAUAUUAAUGGAGGACUAGAAAACGAGUAGCGUGCGUUUAUGGUGUGAUAAUAUUAAUGCACACGGGGAAUGUCGGGAGAAUACGAGAUGGUACAUGGGGCAUUUAAUUAAAAUUCAUGGAUUUUAGUUCCAAAUGGGAGUUACUUUCAAUAGUUUUUCACCAAAUUCCAAAAGGUGGAAAAAUGCGAUUUACAGUAGCAAUUUUUAUUCGAUUCAUAUUUGACCAUUUUGUCCUAUAAUGAUACGAAAAAGAUAUAAUUGGACAGCUAAAGUCCCGAAAUGUUUUGCAGUAUGUAUAACCCACAGUAACAUGCUGAAGUUCUAUUACCCUUUUUUUAUACACCCUGUAUGUCUUUCGCUGCUGUAGAGUAGAUCACCAACCACCAUCUUCGGCCAGGUUAUAAUAAUUGGGCUCAUUAAAAUCCACUUUUCUUUCGAUUGUUACUUAAUUCAUCAAAACGUUGCUAACUCCAGAUAUAACUAGUCUUUCAGCGCUCCUGAGGGGUUUAGGUAUACUAACACGGACUUUUCCAACUUAUAGAAAGUCUAGAAAAUGUGAAAAUGAAUCCUCCGCCAAGAAUCAAACCUUCGGAAGAAGAAUUCCGUCUUGAGGAACACGAUCCAGGGGUAAAAUACUCUAAUUUGUUCAUUAUAGCUACAUGCAAACGACAUUUCUAUUACUGCGCAUGAUUCACUAUAUUAUACUUAAAAAGAAGAAUAUACAAGUGGAUUUAUUGCAUACUAAAGAUUAACCAUUCAACUUUCCGCCUUGGUUAUCUCCCAGAAGAGCGCUUAUAUACUAAUCUUCCCAAAAUAUAUUUACCUAUCUUAUGUUCAAUUAAUAUGUUUCAAUCGUGAUAUAAAUUAGUAAGCAACAAAUGAAUAUAAUCAUUUUCUUGGUUAUUAUGAGCCAUUUAUCAUCUGGAUACGAACCAACCAUCUACAAUUCGUUAACAUAUACGGAAACUCAAAUUAGUGCGCAAACAGAUCACCUCGGUUUGGUCCCAAAUUACAUUCCACUAUAUUUUGCAUGUUCUAUAAAAAAGGUACUGUAUGUUUCACCACUUUCACCUGAUCUAAAAUGCUUGGUAGCGUACAUUCUAAAAUUCUAGAAUGCCCGAAUCAAGCGUGGCCAUGGGGGUAAUAAUCUGAAAACCUCACGCAAACAGUGUUCCCGAUUGAUAUUGAAAUAA
Paramuricea clavata is the source of this 1947-nucleotide messenger RNA. NCBI's taxonomy places the organism in Eukaryota, Metazoa, Cnidaria, Anthozoa, Malacalcyonacea, Plexauridae. The record is from the annotation of a GenBank genome assembly.